GACUCCCUCAUAGCAUAGCAGCUUCAUCGUCUCACGCAACGCUCGCAACUCUCGCACCGCUCGCACAGCAAUGAAGUUCGCGCAAAAGGCCCUCUUGGCCGCCCUCUCGAGCGCAGCCCUCGUCGCAGGGUCUGAGGCCCCCUCGGACGUCCUCGACCUCACCGAGUCGUCGUUCAACUCCGUCGUUGACCCCGAGCCGCUCAUGCUCGUAGAGUUCUUUGCUCCGUGGUGCGGCCACUGCCAGGCUCUCAAGCCCCACUAUGAAGAGGCAGCCACGACGCUCAAGGACGAGGGCAUCAAGCUGGCAAAGGUGGACUGCACCGUCGAGGAGAAGGUGUGCUCUGACCAGCAAGUCGGCGGCUACCCCACCUUGAAGGUCUUCCGCAACGGCUCACCCUCCGACUAUGCCGGCACGCGCAAGGCGGACGGCAUCAUCUCGUAUAUGCAGAAGCAGGCCCUGCCUGCCGUCUCCCAUGUAACUUCGGCCAACCUGAGCGACUUUAAGCAAAAGGACAAGGUCGUGGCGGUGGCAUUCCUGAGCGAUGGCGACUCCGCUGAGCGCAAAGUGUACACCGAGCUGGCUGAUGCGAACCGCGACGACUACAUGUUUGGGCUCGUGACCGAUGCCGAGGCUGCCAAGGCUGCGGGCGUGACUGCCCCCGCCGUGGUCCUCUACCGCAAGUUCGACGAGCCCGAGGUCAAGUACGACGGCGAGUUCAAUGGCGAGGACAUCAAGGCUUUCCUCGCUGCAGAGCGCGUGCCGCUUAUCGACGAGGUUGGGCCGGAGAACUUUAUGACCUACUUCGAGUCGGGCCUGCCUCUCGCCUACUACUUUACUGAGCCUGAGGCCGAGAACCUGGACACUGUGCUUGCUGGCCUCAAGCCGCUGGCCAAGGAGCACAAGGGGAAGAUGAACUUUGUCUGGAUCGAUGCGGUGAAGUUUGUCAACCACGCCAAGGGGCUCAACCUGCGCGGCGAGUCGUGGCCCUCGUUUGCCAUCCAGGACAUCCAAGGCUCGACCAAGUACCCCGUCGACGACUUGGGCAAGGACCCGGUCCAGUCGAUUCACGACUUUACGACCCAGUACCUCGCUGGCAAGCUCAAGCCCAGCAUCAAGAGCGAGCCCGUCCCCAAGGAGCAGGACGGGCCCGUCCACGUCCUCGUUGCCGACGAGUUUGACCUCAUCUUUGACGAGAAGAAGGACGUCCUCGUCGAGUUCUACGCGCCGUGGUGCGGCCACUGCAAGAAGCUGGCCCCAACGUACGACACGCUCGGCGAGAAGUACGCCGCACACAAGGACAAGGUCAUGGUUGCCAAGAUGGACGCUACGGCCAAUGAUGUGCCGCCCAGCGCUGGGUUCCAGGUGCAGUCUUUCCCGACGAUCAAGUUCAAGCCGGCGGGUAGCAAGGCGUUUGUCGACUUUGAGGGGGACCGCUCGCUGGAGAGCUUCAUCGAUUUCAUCUCGCUGAACGGGAAGAGUGGCGUGAAGGUCAGCGCCGAGGCGAACGACAGCGGUGCGGCCCCGGUGGCGGAGAAGGCGCCAUCGCACGAGGAGCUGUGAGCGCGUGACCAGGGGUCAGCGCUGGUCAGGGGCGCCCAUGCAGAGCCGUGCCUGCCCACACCGAGUCUCUCCUAUCUCUUUUGCUCUCUGCGAUGCCAUGAAUUCUAUUUUUCCAC
Messenger RNA from Jaminaea rosea, 1677 nucleotides. RefSeq lists its product as hypothetical. Gene Ontology annotation, molecular function: protein disulfide isomerase activity. Gene Ontology annotation, cellular component: endoplasmic reticulum. The transcript has a single exon. The record is from RefSeq and is a predicted model, not a curated record. Gene Ontology annotation, biological process: response to endoplasmic reticulum stress; protein folding. Bases 71 to 1561 code for a protein of 496 amino acids. Lineage: Eukaryota; Fungi; Basidiomycota; Exobasidiomycetes; Microstromatales.